AUGCGUGGUGUGAAAGUAUCUAUUAAGCGAAUUCAUGUGUUUUUAGAAUUUAUAGAGCUUGUAUGUCCUUGGUUUCCUCGAGAUGGAACCAUAAAUCUUGAAACAUGGAACAGGGUAGGAGAAAGAAUUCAGAGUUUUUAUACCGUUCAUGGUCCUGAAAAGGUCCCGAUUGAUGCUUUUCCGUUAUGGUCCCUGAUUAAAGAAUGUUUGCGGGGCGACACAGGGGAUGAGAAAUGGUCGAGGGAAACGAGACGCCCCUUGUCGCGCUCUCGAUCUUUUGGUCAUUUACCUCUUACUCCCACAGCACCUCCUUUUGAGCUUGAACGAAAUACGAACAAUCAAAAGACACCUCUUGCUAUGCAUGUAAAAUCGGAAAAUCAUUAUGAGAAUCCAGAUUGCAAUGGCAAUAUAAAGGCCAAACGAGAAGCUGAUAAGGAUGAUGAUAGUUUCAUAGACCCUGAUGACGAAGCCGAGUUAGAAGAUGAAGCAGCUCGUUAUCAUUCAGAUAACAAUUGUAAUCCUACUGUUGUACAAGGCACUCAGGUUCGCUCUCCGCAACCGCCAAUAAUUUUACCGGCUCUUGAGGCAGGCCGAAGACCUCCUCCCCCUGAUAUACGAGAAGGGGAAGAUGUUAGUGGAUUUUCAAACUUUGCCUUUCCCAUCACCUAUACCCCACAUCCCACACAGGCUAACGUUAAUGUUGCCAAUUGGACUGUAAUUCCGUUUAAAAGUAUUAAGGAAUUGAAAACUGCUGUUUCUCAUUAUGGUGCCACCGCACCGUAUACCUUGGCUAUUUUAGAAACUAUUGUUUCAGAAAUUCUCCCUCCUCAUGAUUGGAAAGGAUUGGCAAGAGCGGUAUUAACUGGCGGAGACUUUCUUUUAUGGACAGCUGAUUUUUCUGAAAAAUGUUCCCAAUAUGCGGAGAAGCCCCAAUAUAGGCAAAACGGUAUUACAUAUGAACAUCUUACCGGCACUGGUCAGCCAGCUAAUUUGCAAGCGCAGAUGGUGUAUCCUGCUGCGGCCUAUGAUGCAAUCAGAGAAAUUGGGCUGUGGGCUUGGAAGCGUUUGCCUAAAGCUGGCACAGCACGGGAAGAACUGACAAAAAUUCGACAAGGACCAGACGAACCCUAUCACGAUUUUGUUUCCCGUCUUUUGCAGACCUCUGCAAAAAUAAUACAAGAUACUGACGCCGCCUUAAUUUUAGUUAAAGAAUUGGCCUUUGAGAAUGCUGAUGGGGUUUGUCAGGCAAUCUUACGGCCUUGGAAACAAAAAGCUACUCUGAAUGAUUAUGUUAGACUGUGUUCCGAUGUGGGAAUGGGAUAUGUCCAAGGCAUAGUUACUGCGGCCGCCCAAAAAGGGUUACCAGUAGAGGAAGUUAUGGCCGCCAUGAGAGCCCGAAAGAAUAGGCGAGUAUCAGGGCCUCCUGGCAGUUGUUUCACGUGUGGUAAACUUGGGCAUCAGGCAAGACAAUGUCCUUUUAAACAAACACCACCUAUUAAUACUGGAAAAAAUCCAGGCUUAUGUCCAAAAUGCAAGAAGGGAAAGCAUUGGGCUAAUGAAUGCCACUCUAAAUAUGAUAAGGACGGUAAUAUGAUACCAUCUCAGGGAAACUACCGAGCGGGCCUUCCCCAGGCCCGGUCAACAAAACAGGGGAUAUAUCCAAUUCAGGCUAUUGUUCCUCACAAUCGCAGCAGCCACAAUCCAUUCAUCGGCUCAUCCGAGCCACAGCAGGAAGCACCGGAUUGGACUUGUGUUCCUCCGCCCACUUCAUAUUAA
This is a messenger RNA of Eurypyga helias (sunbittern), 1776 nucleotides long. RefSeq names its product endogenous retrovirus group K member 5 Gag polyprotein-like. Gene Ontology annotation, molecular function: nucleic acid binding; zinc ion binding; structural molecule activity. The record is from RefSeq and is a predicted model, not a curated record. NCBI's taxonomy places the organism in Eukaryota, Metazoa, Chordata, Aves, Eurypygiformes, Eurypygidae. Gene Ontology annotation, biological process: viral process.